UCACAUGAUCUUAACGUCAACGCGUCGGCGCCGGCCGAAAGCACGCCCUCGGUUUCCGUGGGCUCGCGUUUAUGCCUUAGGUGCCUUUUCCCCCUCACUGUGUUGUGGCGUGUGGGGUGUUUUUUCCCAGACUCCCGGGGCCUGCUUUGGGCUUUCGCGAUGUACCACAACAGUAGCCAGAAGCGGCACUGGACUUUCGCCAGUGAGGAGCAGCUGGCGCGACUGCGGGCGGACGCCAACCGCAAAUUCAAAUGCAAAGCGGUGGCCAACGGGAAGGUUCUUCCAAAUGAUCCAGUCUUUCUUGAGCCUCAUGAAGAAAUGGUGCUUUGCAAAUACUAUGAGAAGAGAUUAUUAGAAUUCUGUUCGGUGUUUAAGCCAGCAAUGCCAAGGUCUGUUGUGGGUACAGCUUGUAUGUAUUUCAAGCGUUUCUAUCUUAAUAACUCAGUAAUGGAAUAUCACCCCCGGAUAAUAAUGCUCACUUGUGCAUUUUUGGCCUGCAAAGUAGAUGAAUUCAAUGUAUCUAGUCCACAGUUCGUUGGAAAUCUGCGGGAGAGUCCUCUUGGACAAGAAAAGGCACUUGAACAGAUUUUGGAAUAUGAACUACUACUUAUACAGCAACUUAAUUUCCACCUUAUUGUCCACAAUCCAUAUAGACCGUUUGAGGGCUUUCUCAUUGAUUUAAAGACUCGCUAUCCCAUGAUGGAGAAUCCAGAGAUGCUGAGGAAAACAGCUGAUGACUUUCUUAAUAGAAUUGCAUUGACGGAUGCUUACCUUUUAUACACACCUUCCCAGAUUGCCCUGACUGCCAUUUUAUCUAGUGCCUCUCGAGCAGGAAUUACUAUGGAAAGUUAUUUGUCAGAAAGUCUGAUGCUGAAAGAGAACAGAACUGGCUUGUCACAGUUACUAGAUAUAAUGAAAAGUAUGAGAAACUUGGUAAAAAAAUAUGAGCCACCCAGAUCUGAAGAAGUUGCUGUUCUGAAACAGAAGCUAGAGAGAUGUCACUCUGCUGAGCUUGCCCUUAAUGUAAUUACGAAGAAGAGGAAAGGCUAUGAAGAUGAUGAUUAUGUCUCUAAGAAACCCAAACAUGAAGAGUACAAAGGCAGAGCUCAGCAGCGGAGAUGGAGACUGAAGGCCUGCAAACCCUAAAAUAUUUAUUAUCUUGCCCUUAAAAGAAAAGUUUGCCAACCGUUACAGGAUGAUGCAAGAGUGAAAUACACUAUCUCCACUGCAUCACACUUUGUUGGUUUGUGUUUGUUUGUUUUUUUUUAACUGUGUUACCAAGUGUUGCAGCAUCUUUCAAAAAAGUGUAAAAAGCCCACCUGUUAUCUUAUUAGUUUUCAUUGAGCACAGCCCAGAACCUUUGAUUUUCCACUAAUAUCAAAGAGAAAAAAAUUGACAUAGAAGAUGUUUGACAAUUAUUAAAAGAAUCAAAAGAUGAAUACAAAGAGGCAGCAGCACUUUGUGAUCUACUGUGAUGGUAAAAUUCAUUUUUGAUAAGCAAAAAUCUCAGACUGCAAUUCUUCAAAUGACAGU
This is a messenger RNA of Neogale vison (American mink), 1533 nucleotides long. RefSeq names its product cyclin H (gene CCNH). Gene Ontology annotation, cellular component: transcription factor TFIIK complex; nucleus. Bases 160 to 1146 code for a protein of 328 amino acids. NCBI's taxonomy places the organism in Eukaryota, Metazoa, Chordata, Mammalia, Carnivora, Mustelidae. The transcript is spliced from 9 exons. The record is from RefSeq and is a predicted model, not a curated record. Gene Ontology annotation, molecular function: cyclin-dependent protein serine/threonine kinase regulator activity. Gene Ontology annotation, biological process: DNA-templated transcription; regulation of cyclin-dependent protein serine/threonine kinase activity; regulation of transcription by RNA polymerase II.